AUGAAGGGAUCCACAGGGGGCAUUAGCAGGGGAGCUUUAGCUAGAAAGCUGAAGUCGGACCGUCGACUGGCAACAAAAAUCGUAGAGCGCUCCGGGGGCAAGCAUGCUGGUCAGGUAUCUGAGCAGCAUGCCAACACGCUCGAAUGGGCUAAGGAGGUCCGGAGUGAGAGCGAGACCGAUAGGGCUCGACUCGAAACGAAGGGACCCGAACCAGCGUGCAAGAGUGCUUGGUGUGCUAGACCGCAGCAGGGGGGAUGCGCCAUCUCUCACGAAGAGUGGAAAAGAGUAGCGGCAGCCAUUUCGUCAGUCUUCCUCAGGGUGGUUAAGGGAAACCCGGGACCAAACCCAAAAUGUGUAAGUGCCGGUUGGCAUCAUGGGCUGCAUAAGCUGACAAGGUGUGCCGAUGAAAGAUCGGCCAUCUUAUAUAAGGAGGCAGUAUCUCUGGAGGGGGAGGUGUGGAAGGGAGCCAGACUGGAGGCCGUGGACAAAGCGGACCUUCCUCUUCGCCCGAGGGCUCGCGUCUGGCUGCCGGCUGAACCUUCCAUUGCAAAUGAGAUUGAGGAAAUCCUCAAGUACUGCAACCCCUCUCUCCCCACGCAUGACUGGAGGGUUAUAAGGCUGGAGAGAACCGAUGAACCUUAUCGGCAAGCGUUGGUAAUGCUUAACGAGGAGCCCAUCGGUCCUCUCAGCAAAACCAAGGGAGCCAUCAGCUAUGGUUUCGAAAUGGUUGUGCUAAAUGUACUCCCAACGGAUACCGGGGCUGAUGGCACCCAAGCUGCAGAUGCAGAGGAGAAGGCAGACGGCGUUAGCGAUGGUCAAGCGACCAUAGAAAACGACCCAAACCUCUCGGACGUGGCGAGUUCUGGAGGCGGUUCGUCGAUUGGCGAUUCCGUCUUCAGCCUCGAAAAACUGUUUGAGGAGGUGAGGGUCGAUCACGACAUAAGCGCUGAACUGGCGCUGCUAGAGGAGAGUCUGAAGGAUGAAAUUCCUCCAGAUUAAUGUCCAACACUCAAAGGUGGCCUCCGCCAAUUUACUGCUUCGUCUGGAGCAAGACGAGGCCGAUGUCGUCCUGAUCCAGGAACCGUGGCUGACUGGUAGCGGGAUCUCUGGCUUGAGGACGAGGAGCCAUAAGCUGCUGGCGACCAAUGAUGCAGCAAUGCUGACAUAGUAACAGCAAAACUGGAGUGCGAGACCGGAAAUGUCUGGAUUAUCUCCGCGUAUAUGCCACACGAUGAUGCGGUGGAGCCACCUCCCGUAUUGCUAAGGAAGACCUUGGCUGAAGCGUCCCGGAAUGAUGCCGACGUCAUCAUCGGCUCGGACGCCAACUUGCGAUACUCGAUCUGGGGCAGCUCGGAUACAAAUAAUAGAGGACUUACAAACAACCGUUAUGUGAACAAA
Bactrocera tryoni is the source of this 1398-nucleotide messenger RNA. RefSeq lists its product as uncharacterized. The transcript has 4 exons. The record is from RefSeq and is a predicted model, not a curated record. NCBI's taxonomy places the organism in Eukaryota, Metazoa, Arthropoda, Insecta, Diptera, Tephritidae. The coding region runs from base 1 to 999 and encodes 332 amino acids.